Molecule: messenger RNA, 759 nt
Organism: Anthostomella pinea
Lineage: Eukaryota; Fungi; Ascomycota; Sordariomycetes; Xylariales; Xylariaceae
Source: the annotation of a GenBank genome assembly
AUGUCUGGCUCCGACAAUUGGAGAGAGUCCUUCGACUUGCGGAGGUCGGAUUCAGCACCACCAGAGAGCAAGGCAUCCGAGUUCUUGCAGGAUGGCGACCCUGGGGGGCAGCAAGAGCGUUCAGAUUUCGCGUCCACGAGACCGCCCUCCGAUCGCCUGCAGACCCUCGGCCCUGCGCAGGAGGAUGAUGAUGACGCCGCGAAAGCCAUCCCGGAUGGAAAACGUAUCUACGAUCUUGGCCACUAUAAGAAUAUUCACGUCGACAUCGACCCGUUCAUCGUCCAGAACAAGACCUUCUGCUACGUCGAGUUUCCCGACUCUGCGGCGGCCGAUAAGGCAAUGGAAGAGCUGGAUGGCAAGAUGCUACUUGGGCGGGAGGUCAAGUGUGGGCCUUGUCAGUCCGGUGGCCCUUCUGAGGGUAUCAAUCGCUGGGUCCGAUGGUCGGGCGAGAAGGGUGACAGAUACCGAUACGAUCCCAGGGGCAAGCGACUCUUCGUGGUUGGUCUGCCCAGGAUUCACGACCGAUCGACGCACUUUACUGAGAUUAGUGAGCUCUUCAAGGGAUUCGAGGUUGUGGCUAUCAGCAACCGAAAGGGCAGGAGGGGGCGCCAAGGCUUUUGCUUCGUGGAUGUUGCAACUGAAGCGGAGGCUGAGAAGGCCAAGAAUGAAGUCAAUCACAAGGUGUUCGAGGGCAAACGGUUGUAUGUGUCGUACGCAAAAGGGACAGAGCCCAUAGAGGCGAGCGAGGAGUCAAAUUAA